AUCAAUUGAAAGAAAUAAUCUUUUAUUCUUUCUUUCCAUGGCCUCUUCUUCUCCUUCUAAUCCCUUCCUCGUCGCUGCUUCCUUUUCUCUCGCUUGUUUCUUCUACUUCCUUUUCAUUUCUGAGAACAAAAGCUUUGUUAAUGCAAUAAGAUCAGAAGAAGCUUUCGAGUUUCAACAUACUCAUCAUCGCGUUACUCUCGACUCUCUCUCUCCUUCUUCCUCUUGCAGCUCCCAUCAAGGUGGAAGCAGGAAUGGAUCCAUGGAAAUGGUACACAAGCACGGGCCAUGUUCCAAGCUGAAGCAACGCUCAUCCUCAUCAUCAUUGACUUCGUCUUCAUUCAUUAUACCACACAGCGAAAUCUUGAAGCAGGACGAAGCCAGAGUGAGGGCAAUCAACUCCAUGCUUUCCAGAACACUGAACCUCCAAGAAGCUAAUACUUCAAAGAUUCAGGUUCCGGCGAGGUCCGCCAUCUCUCUUGGGAGGGGGAACUACUACGUCACGGUGGGGCUGGGAACCCCCAAGACUGAUCUAUCUCUAGAAUUUGAUACCGGCAGUGACCUGACUUGGACUCAGUGUAAGCCCUGUACUGGUUCUUGCUACAAACAGAAGGAUUCCAUCUUCGAUCCUUCACAGUCAUCUUCCUACUCUAAUAUUCCCUGCACCUCUUCUCUGUGUUCCCGACUUUCCUCGGCGUGUUAUGCACCAACAAAAGCAUGCUUAUACCGUAUUAAAUAUGGCGACGGCUCCUCCGCCAUUGGCUCCUAUGCCAAGGAAACACUAACCAUACCUCCCAAUGACGUCUUUCAAAACUUCCUCUUUGGCUGUGGCCAGGACAAUCGAGGUAUCUUCAGGGGCACCGCCGGACUGAUAGGCCUCAGUCGCAGCGCCGUCUCCAUCGUCCAACAAACAGCCCAGAAUUACGGCAAAAUCUUUUCCUACUGCAUCCCCUCCACCCCCAGCACCGUCGGCUACCUCAGCUUCGGCGGGGCGUCCUCCAAGAGCAACAUCAAAUACAUUUCGUACCAUUCCAUCUCGGAGGCCCCCUCCCUCUACGGCGUCAAUCUCAUCGGAAUCAAUCUCGGUGGCGUCAAUCUACCGAUCUCAGCCUCCACGUUUUCCUCUGGCACGAUCAUCGAUUCGGGAACUGUCAUCACACGACUCCCUCGGGCGGCGUACGGUCCCCUGAGAGAAGCUUUUGGGAGAUUCAUGUCCGCGAGGUACCCGAAGGGGGAUCCGGACGACUUACUGGACACAUGCUACGAUAUGAGUGGCUUCAACACUGUUUCCAUUCCAAAGGUAUCGUUGACGUUCGAAGGUGGGGUGAAGGUGGAGUUGGACGUAAUAGGGACUGUGUACAUAUUGAGCACAAGGCAGGUGUGUUUGGGGUUCGCUGCGAAUCAAAAUGACGACGACGUGGCUAUCAUCGGAAAUAAUCAGCAGAAAACACUGGAGGUAGUGUACGACGUUGACGGUCCCAGGAUUGGGUUUAGAGCUGGUGGCUGCAAGUAAUUAAAGCGAAAUAUCUUUAAUAAGUCUAUAAAACUAGUUUUUGGCUGCCUACAAUAAAUCCGUAAGAGGAAGUGAGGAAGUGAAAAAUGUAACCAAUAGCUGGUAAUUAUAUACGACGAUGUUUACAUGACUUUGUUUUUA
Prosopis cineraria is the source of this 1651-nucleotide messenger RNA. RefSeq names its product aspartyl protease family protein At5g10770-like. Lineage: Eukaryota; Viridiplantae; Streptophyta; Magnoliopsida; Fabales; Fabaceae. The record is from RefSeq and is a predicted model, not a curated record. Gene Ontology annotation, biological process: proteolysis. The coding region runs from base 38 to 1510 and encodes 490 amino acids. The transcript has 2 exons. Gene Ontology annotation, molecular function: aspartic-type endopeptidase activity.